This is a messenger RNA of Anisakis simplex (herring worm), 279 nucleotides long. The record is from the annotation of a GenBank genome assembly. NCBI's taxonomy places the organism in Eukaryota, Metazoa, Nematoda, Chromadorea, Rhabditida, Anisakidae.
AUGGCAGCCGUUUCAAGAGAAGCAUGGAUUAAAUUGUACAAGGAUCUGCAAAACGCUGCUGCGAAGUUUCCACAGUACUAUUACCGUGAAUUUUUCCAACGACGAAUUCAUGAUCAUUUUGGCGUAUUCAGCGCUAAUGGCCGAAUGCCUGAGCCAAGCCAAUACAAGAAGGCCGAAGAGCUGUUACAUACAUUGCAACGUCAAGCUGCAGUGAGUAGUUUAUAUCCAGCGCCAAAAUUGGUUAUCGAAAAAGAAAGUUUGACGAAGGGCUUUCGUUAA